GCUUAGGUAAAAAUAGAAGAUUCAGUUGUUGUUUGCAGCUAUUAACGUGCAGUUAUCGGUGAUCACAUUGAGAAUGAAACGAACGACGAGAAUGACCCAAUUUCUGUGGCUUGCCGCAAUUGUUUUACUCUGCCUUACACAAAUGGCCCAGGCGGUGACCACGCCCAAGCCCAAGGGGCUGGCACAGGCACCACAGGUGACCGCCACCACCACGACCAGCCCCACCUCAAAGCCCAAGCCAAACCAGCAACCACCACAACAACCACAGCGCACACAAGAUGCCAAAUGCCUGCAGCCACUGGAAACGGGACCCUGUCGAAUGAGCCUGGAGCGCUAUUAUUACAAUAAGGAGGCAAAUGCCUGUGAGACAUUCAAAUAUGGCGGCUGUAAAGGCAAUGACAAUCGUUGGGGCUUUCGACAGACCUGCGAGGAUGCCUGUCUGGUCAAGAAGUGACUUAAGUUCAACGAAUCCACAAUACUUCCAUGGCCAUUCUCCAAACAUAGUAAAUAAAUUAUCUAUAAAAGAGUAUAAAUUUUCUGAAAAUUCUCAAUAUAUAUA
This is a messenger RNA of Drosophila novamexicana, 559 nucleotides long. RefSeq names its product collagen alpha-1(XXVIII) chain. NCBI's taxonomy places the organism in Eukaryota, Metazoa, Arthropoda, Insecta, Diptera, Drosophilidae. The coding region runs from base 74 to 454 and encodes 126 amino acids. The transcript is spliced from 2 exons. The record is from RefSeq and is a predicted model, not a curated record. Gene Ontology annotation, molecular function: serine-type endopeptidase inhibitor activity.